UUAAACUCUAAAUGUGAAAUUCCAUUCGCCACCCCUCCCCAGUGUUUCUCAACGCCAACAACAUUCAUCCCCUAUCCUCACCCUUAAAAAACCCCGUUGAAUCGAUCACUGGCACCCCAUCACAUCCCCACCGAUUCCCCUAGAAAAACAAAACUCGAACGCAUGCGCAUGUCCAGAAGGGGAGAAUCUCCUCGAAGUCCUCGAGAAUCCAUCGCUUAUGUUCGCAUAACGCAACCGUCCACCCCUCGACUCACCACCAGCUAUAGUUGAUCAGAGGGGAUGCUCGGCAGUCGCGUCGGGCCAGCGUGCUAGGAGCCCCCGAUAAAUUCGAACAAUCACCCAUUUGAGGAGGGGGUACGUGUUUAUUAAACGCGGCCAGUAACGCCACCAUCCUCUCAGCCCCCCAGGACGUGCGAAUGGGACGACGACAACCGGACUCGUAUCAGUCCCGUCGCGAGAGUGUCACAGUCUCGACACUAGACUCAUUCCCCUAAAAUCUACUCAAGAUGUGAUGUGAGAGGGUGAGUUGAGGUGGAGGGCUAGUAUCCCAUCCACGAGAGGACCAACAAACCAAGGAAUAACACCACGAGAUUGCUCAGGACUCGGAGGCCCUUUCACUAAUUGCUCAGGGGAGGUUUAUCGAGCUGGAAGUCACAGCUAAAAAAAACCUCCCUCGAUUUUUUACCGAGAGAUUGACAGAAUUAACGAGGGUGAGUCGUUUUUGCUGGUGGCACACGGGAGGCAGACAUGGAAUAGUCGAUCGAUUUGCUAGUGUGUGCGCGCCCUGGAGGGACGCAAGCCUGGGUAAGCAGAGUUAAUAUUGGAGAAUGGCGUCAGGAUUGCCGAGCGGUCAUCAAAAGAAGCUCGGGCCAGCGCCGAUAGCAUCGUUCGAGGAUCUUUCCGACGAAGUGGAAAACGGAGAAUCAACGGCACGAAUGCCGGGGAUCGUGGAGGUGACCACCCCCGUUACACCCGGGAGCUCACUCAAGACACCUAGCACACCGAGGAUUGACAUCAGCAGAGCUAGCAGUUCUUCACAUCAUGAGGACAGCAAUAAUUCGAGAGAAUCAUCGCCUGAGAGGGAAUUACUCGCAGGGGCUGAUCCUCCCACGGGAUGCAAACUAAACCUCGGUUACAAGGAGGACGUGCAAGACCUGCGCUCCUCCACCGAGGAGCUAGACCUCCAAGACCCCAUUCACGCUCAAGACUUGAAGAGGGACGCAAAGCGCGCACGACGAAAAAAAGAGGAUGGAACGCAAUCAGAAUGUGGUGGCAGUCUGAAGCACGACAGGGAGAGAAAGGACAGCAAUUGUUCCGAGAUAAUUCUCUUGAAUAUAAGUGGCAGAACAUCGAGAUUGUCUUCCGUUGGUAGCCAGGGGUCAGGAGUAUCGGGUAAACUAUCAGUCGUAUCAGCCACGUCUUCCAGGUCGCCGAGUCCGCACAAGUGUCUGCUGGAGACGUCGUUUUGUGGCAGCAAGCCAACACUGGCCGACAAUCUCAUAGAACCCUCCAAGCCGGAGACCGAUGACCUGGAGAAGAUUCUAUUGAAACGCGAGGCUGACACGACAAAGGCACUUAUACCCGAGUCCAUAAAGGUGCCAAUGGUCGGUGGCAAUUUAAAGCCAGAUCCCCUGGACAAACCAAGAAGACGUGGACGAGAGGAGAGAAAAGAAAUAUUCAAACGCGAAGUUGAGAUAACGAAGAAAGUCCUGGAGAAGGUCAACAUCGAGGUGCCAAUAAUAAGAAAGCCACCACCCCACAAGGACCCUGACGAACAAUCAAUAAGAUCUGGUCAGGAGAUUCAGAAGCCUGCGACCCUUGACCUCAACGACAAACGAAAAAAAGUUCAAAAUUUUAAGGACGUCGUGCAGACAACUCCGAGUAUUGGGAGCUUGUCGGGGAGCCCUAAACUGCCGAGGCAUCAGAAAGUCAGGGAAUUGGAGGGCUCGAGAACACCUAGUCCUUCGUCAGUGUCAAGAAAGAGUAGUUUUGCUUCAUUAUUCAAAAGUAGAACCGACGGCAGUGUCCUGAGUCCCGAGUCCCCCACCCCAAGUGCAAAACCCCGUCGCAGUAUAACAUCCAAGAUAAGAGACACAACGGAAAGUCUACGAAGUCGUUCAAAAUCUCGGGAAAGAGUGUCAAUAGACAAAGGUUCCACGAAAAAUAAAAAUGUAUUCACAUCGACCCUGAGUCUGUUCAAAAAACGAGAGCGAAAGAAGAGUACAGACGACCUGGUGACCCCCGAGCACGACGUAGCAUCUGGCACGACCUCCCUGGACAGUAUCGGUCCAGUGGAGUUUCGCUUUGAGGGUGACCGACCAGGAAGAACUGAGGACUCGAUUUUCAUCAGCCUCCACGCAGACUCUAGGAACUACGAGGAGGCUCUCCCCUCGGAGAGUGUCUCCAUACCCUUGGAGACCCCCACAAAACUCCUGGACGAGUACGACAGUGAACCGAGAACAGGUAGUAUCAUAACAGAGGCAUCAAUCGAGCAUCAUCGUGUAUCGGUAACGAGAAUACGAACAGAAGCAAGAAUUGAGUCCUCAAUCCCAAGAGAAGACUCGCAAAGCCCGUUGCCGCAGAGUGCCUCAAAGGACUCUGAAAUAUCGAAGACCUCGUCGCGAGACUCCCGAGCGAGUAUUCAAACGGCAAAGCACAUCGAUCUGCCUUCGAGGCCAUCAUCUAGUCAGGAGUCUAAAGCCCCUGAAGAUCAGAGAAUUCCAUCGAGUUCCUCGAGAGACUCAAUCGAGCCACGAAAGCCAGAUAUUCCGAAGCCAAAAAGAAAGAGUAAAGAAGUCAAAGAAAUUCCCCAAACAAUCCAAAAGCCAGAGAAGCUCCCUCAACCGCCUGUUCAACCCCCAAAAGAAUCAAAGAAGCAAGAGGAGCUUGCACGCCUUGAAGACAUCCUGAAACCCCAGGAAACCCUCGUGAAAACGCCGAGUGUCGUCUCUGACCUGGACCACAACAGUUCUGAGUCCGAGCGUGACUCUGAGAUCGAUUUCAUCAGGAAUAAAGCUGCGAAGGCUGUUGAGGAACUGCCAGACGAGCGAAAGGGUCUAUUCAAUGAGGAAAGUUUCGAGGAGGACCUCCCCUACGUGCCAACGACCCUGCCCCUGGAGAAAAGUGUUGCUGUACCGAUGCUUCCAGUGAAACAACGCAUCCAGGAAGUGAAGACGAUACCGAUCGAGAGACCAAGAUCAACGACACCAAUAAACCCAACCCUCCUCGACGAAUUCGUCCUGCAGACAGCUCACGACGAGAAGAGAGUGGAGAGGAUGAAGAUUUCGUUGCCACGAGAGGACAGUUUCAAGUUGAAAAGCCCGAGGAAACACGCAACAAAUACAUUUAGUGAAUUUGCUGGACGAGUAGCACCCGAUUCCAAGAGAAGUGGAAAAACACCGAGUCCACCACCUCCACUACCUCCACGAGCUGCUCCGCGUCCCAGUAAUUGGAUAAAUUUUGAGGAAAUCCCAGAGAGACGAAAAGCACCGAAGAGAAUUCAAACUAUUCCACGAGCUGAGGACGAACCCAAGGGUUAUAGCUAUGUUCAACCUGAGGAGUGCAGGUGUGAGUGCCACGAGGAGUCCAGAAGAGCUUCCACAAGGGAUCCAACGUCUGGAUCGAGUACAGGUGCUCCAUCAAUCACUGGGACUUCGUCAUGCAGCAGUAGCAAUGGUGAUCGUAAUUGUAAUGGAGAGAAUUGUAAUGUUCCAAGCAACUCUGGUGAUCGUGCAAGCAUCGUCAGUGACAGCUCGUUGGAGUGCAGCUUGAGUAUAGAGGAGGGCACCGGUACCCAGGCCCUACUUGGUACAGGUAAACCAUUCUCUAUGGAUCUUGAUGUUGGCUCCAACAGAUCCAGCAUCAUAUCCCAGGAGGAGGCUGACGAGGCUCAUCAGCCAUAAUCGAUUGUUUUUUUUCCAAUUGAAUUGGUACCUGGGUGCUUUUGAGCUUGCUGUAGUUGUCAGUGACAGUCUGACUUUUUUUUUGUGGCCUGUUUAUUCUCGAGAAGGUGUGACACGUGCUGGAGAAAUUGUGAACAUCUAAACUAACGAGUUUGACCCACUUUGGCCACUGGGGAUGGCGAACAAAAAAAAGGGAAUUAAAGGAUGAAAAGUUUGGAUUGGAGAAUUGGGUCGAAGAGUCUGAUUGGAACGAUUUAAACUCGAUGAAUGGCUACAUCAGGAGGAAAUCGAUAUCGGCCCUACUUCGAAAUUCGUCUGGGGUAGACUGAUGUCCUAAGAAAGAUUUCUUUUUUGAAUGUGACUGCACCACCUAACAGAUUCAAUCAAUAAUUCGACGUUUCUUCGAGGAGGAAAAAUAGAUGUGAAGGAGAAAGAAUGUACGUGCUUGUGAUGAGAAUCGAUUGUACUGUUUUUAAUUAAUGAGUGGAUUUUAAUUCAUCAUUCACCUAGCUGGUCUAAAAUUGUUAAUUAUCGUAAAGAAAAACCAAGACCAUCACUUCGAGAUUAAGAAUAAUCUAAUCACGCGUACUGCGUCGAGCCUUUAGCAGGUCCAAAUGGAAUUUUUCGCGAAAGAAAGAUAUUAUUAAAUAUAUAAAGUGAAUUAAUAAUAACAUUUGGUGUUCAAGAUUGCGAUAAAAGCGCGAUAGGGUACACCGAGGUGAAUUUAGAAUGAAAAAUCAAAUUAAUGGUGAAAUAAACUGAAAUAUUCUGGUAAGAGUUCUCUACAUCCUCUUGAUACUUCAAUCACUACUACGAUUACUCGUAAACCUCUCUCUCUGCUCAAGAAAAUUUCUGUAUUAUUUUUCCCUCGAUAUUGAUGCAAAACAAACACGAAAAAUCCUAGUCCAUCCCUCGUUACCUCUUAGACGUAUUUUCUAUUACACGAGAGGACUAUAUUGUGUUCAAUCAUACGGUUAAAAGAGACAUUUUUCGAGUGUGUGACUGUACGAGGAAUUUGCGCAUUUUUAGAAUUAAAGAGUAUUUUCUCCCAUUGACAUUGAGAUUAACAUGAGGAAUAUGUCCCCAGGGUAUAAAACUCUCCUCUCUUGCCUGUGGUUCCUCAAACACGAUGCUACCAUAUACACCAAGUAUCAACCUUGUUGAACAUUUUAAAAUUGUACCUGUCGUCUUGCGAGCGACUUUUCCCCCGUCUGGUCGUUGUAACGAGCCGAGCAGGAAUAAAAAAUAAAAGAGUGUUAACGUCAGAUCCUAAACAACGGUAAAAACGCAGUUGAAAGACUCGAAAGACGCCCUAGUUAGUUCCACACGAGUGGAUUAAAUAAUAAAUUGAAGAAAAGCCUGUUCCAUUGAUUUACCCUUUUUUUUAGAAUUUUGGUGUCUAGACAAGAAAGUGAAAGAUUCAAAAAAAUAUUAUAUAAACAAAUUUUAAAGAAUAUACCGAUAUAUUAUAUGAAUACCAAUGCCUCAGGCCGUCGAAUGCGCCUCGUUAUGAAAUAAUUCUUAAAAGGAAAUGAAUACUGUAAAAUUGUGAACGCGAGAAUGAAAAAACCCUGACUCUAACCCUUGUUGAACGUUAUUUUUUAUAGAAAAUACGUGAAGCCAAUUUUUUAUUGCCUUUGAUAUUUUUUGUAUGUUUUUGUUAUCAUUUGUUGCCCUCAGUCCCUCAGGAAUUAAAGGAUAAGGCGAGAAUGGUCUCGCUGAGAUCGAGUCUUUCUGACUCGUUCGUGUGAGCUCUCGACACAAUAAUAAAUACGAAUGAUCAACAAGCAAAUUGAUAGAGCUCACUCAAACAUUCACGAGAGACGGUCCCCUCAUCAGUGCGUGAACGUUAACUGUUUAUUUUUCAAGAAUUAAGACUUUGAAGAACCGAUGAAAAAUAUUUAAAUGUUUCUAAUGUUAUGUAAAUAAGACUCGGUUUGUUAAAACCAACUGAUAAGAAUGGAGAGAAAGAAUGAAUACUGGAGAUAAGAACAAAGAAAAGUAGGAAUGAUUGGUAAGGAAUAAAUUUGUCAUGUGGUGAUGAAAACUUUGAUUCGAUUAGAACACAUUCGAGAGACGGAGAAAAAAAAUAAAAUGUUUAUGUGUUUUGAA
Molecule: messenger RNA, 6014 nt
Organism: Diachasmimorpha longicaudata
Lineage: Eukaryota; Metazoa; Arthropoda; Insecta; Hymenoptera; Braconidae
Product: microtubule-associated protein futsch
Exons: 8
Coding region: 828-3902 (1024 amino acids)
Source: RefSeq, a predicted model, not a curated record